Molecule: messenger RNA, 408 nt
Organism: Linnemannia hyalina
Lineage: Eukaryota; Fungi; Mortierellomycota; Mortierellomycetes; Mortierellales; Mortierellaceae
Source: the annotation of a GenBank genome assembly
AUGCCAUUUAAUGAUGCCAUGAGUGACAACGUGGACAUUUCCAAGCCAGUGGCAAAUAUUCUUCACAAUAUGUUCGAGAGGAUUGCCGAGGGCAAGAAGGUAGAGCUUGGGCGGCUUACAGGCAUAAGCGACAAUGGCCGAUAUAUCCGCGGUCUGAUUUGGGGUGUCACAAGGAUGGUCAAGGUUGUUCGCACAGUCCUCGACAAAUCCGGUCUCAAGUAUGACACCCCAAAUCAGACCGCGGAUAUAUCGGCCAUUGUCGCUUAUGCCUGUAAGCCGCCCAAGCUCUACCUUCUUGCCCUCGGCAAUCCUCUCGAACAUAUUGUGAAGAAUAUUUGCCACUGGCUUGGAAAUGUCCACGUUGUCACUCAUGGCAUCAUUAAAUGGCAUGAGGGACAGCAGAAAUAG